Messenger RNA from Salmo salar (Atlantic salmon), 4400 nucleotides. RefSeq names its product ORM1-like protein 3. The record is from RefSeq and is a predicted model, not a curated record. NCBI's taxonomy places the organism in Eukaryota, Metazoa, Chordata, Actinopteri, Salmoniformes, Salmonidae. Gene Ontology annotation, cellular component: endoplasmic reticulum membrane.
ACAACAUCCAAAUGUGGAGCUCUGAAAAUGAUGACGUUCUACAUGAAUUGCUGGCUGGGAGUGGAAGUGGAACUGUUUAGCCUGAAUAUCGGACUAUAAACUGAAGGAUACUUGAAUAACAUUGCAUAAGAAAGCAAUACGAAGGUAUUUGAAAGAAUGACUAGUCGAAACGAUAUGGCAGUCUGACCUAUUGAUGCCAAUUACCUAACCAGAGAAGGCGAUAGUGAAUAAGAGGAAAACAGCGAUAUAACGGACUGAAGCUGAAAGUGCGAUUGAAGCCAUUUUCUCCUUGUUGACCCCGAGCAGACGAGGAGCGUGGUAACGUGACAUCAUGAACGUGGGCACGGCACACAGCGAGGUGAACCCCAACACGCGGGUAAUGAACAGCCGGGGCAUCUGGCUCUCCUACCUCCUGGGCAUCGGCCUGCUGCAUGUCAUCCUGCUCAGCAUCCCCUUCGCCAGUGUGCCCGUGGUCUGGACCCUCACCAACCUCAUACACAACCUGUGCAUGUACCUGUUGUUACACUUGGUGAAAGGAACCCCGUUUGAGACUCCGGACCAGAGCAAGGCUCGCUUCUACACAUACUGGGAGCAGAUGGACUAUGGUGUACAGUUCACUGCCUCACGCAAGUUCCUCACCAUCACUCCUAUCGUCCUCUAUAUCCUCACCAGCUUCUACACCAAGUAUGACCGGGCCCACUUUGUGGUCAACACGGUCUCCCUGAUGACCGUGCUCAUUCCCAAGCUCCCCCAGCUUCACGGAGUUCGGAUCUUUGGCAUUAACAAGUACUGAUGGUGCGGAAGAGGACACCGCCAUUCCUCCAUCUCCCUGUGGACUGUAAACACAGAGUAUCAGGCCCCGCCGCAUUGGCCCCCAGCCCAUAGGGAUCCAUGGCCCCUCUCUGGCUCACAGGGCUAUUGAGCACUCUGAUAAAUGAAACCUAAGGGCGAUAAACAACACAGAAUUGACUUACAUGGCUCGGCUGGGUCCGAGCUCCUAUGUGGUCCUAUUGAAGCGGUGCUGUGGUGUUUAUUUGUGGUUCCCUUUAUGUCCAUUUUAUUUCAUUCACAGAGAACACUGCAAGUGACGCCUUUGAGGAGUAUGAGAUGUAUUGAGAUUGAGUUACAAUGUGGAGAGGAGAAACCUCUGAGCAGUUUGGUCCUGAGAAAAGUGAGACUCAGACAUUUUGCACCCAGGAAGACAUUUUGGAAGUUAUGUCACUCAGUUAUGGAUGCCCUCUAGAAUUAUAACUCUACAUUUCUUUAGCAUCUUGUCCUCACAAGGCUCAUCCUCUCUUUCUCUCAUAAGAAAGGACAGACUGCUAGAGAAAGGGUUAGCUAGGGAGUUGCUCUGACUGUUGCAGUGGUCAUACAGGAGGGACCACAGGGUUUAUAUUUAGCCCCCCUGACCACUCAGUCUGAGUUUGGAAAGUUUAAGCAACACUUAUUUUAUCGGAUUAUUUCCAUAUUUAGAUUGCCUUGCUCUGAUUUCAACCAGAGUAAACUUCUGUUCACAUUGCAGUCUGUAAUCUACAGUGCAGAGUAGACAUGCUCAGGCCCCAAAAGCUAAUUCCAGCUUUGUGAAUCUGUUGUAUUUAUAUUUCAUUUGGGACCCUUAGGGCAGAAGAUGAAAAGCAGGUUAGGCUAUUCAUGUUCAUGGAAACAUUUGUGCAUACAUAUUGUAUACUCUAAGUCAGGUUUCCCCAACUGGCCCUUGGGUGGUUUUAUUUGUCCCCUCAAGUUUUCUGAGAUUUUAAUUGUAGGACAUAAAAGACUAGAAACACCAGGAAAUCAGCUCCAAGUGAUUUAAAUUUAAGAAAUCUGUUCCCAAGUAUUCCCACGCAUAAUAGAGAGACAUGUGAAAUGAUUAUGUUUAAGUCAAACAUUUAUAUCUGUUUGGGCUUCUUGCGGUCAAUUUGCAGUCUACAAAUGAUUUGUAAUUAUGUUCCUGCCCCUGGACCAUCCGCUCAAGAAAAAAGUAUUGCAUAUUCAACAAUAAUAGAUUGUAGUGCAUGGGUAUGGGCUUAAAGACUUCCUUCAAACUGCACGGAGAGACAUAAAAAUUGUAUCCAUGACUUCAUCUGACUCUGGGUAAGUAGAAAAUAGGGCUUGAUUGCCAAAAUCUCAAACUAUCCCUUCAGUUGAUACAAAGGCUGUAAAUGUGUCAUGAAAUGUUGUAAUGUUGGUGUUUUAAUAAGGUACCGAGUACAGAUAGAUACCGGGAGUUUGCCACAUACCAUGUAUUUCCACUCUUUGAGCAGAGUCAUCAUGGCAACAUGGCAACAACAUGGCAACAACAACAACAAGCGUCUUUAAAAAGGGGAAACGGAAACUGAGAACUACGCAGCACAAAGUGUUGUGUUCAGAACUCACACUCAGUUUACUCCGAGUGAAGAGAGGUUGUGAUAAUUGAGAUGAAUGUUCAUUUGAAAUUCAUUUCCAGAGUCUUUCACACAGCUUUAGAUAACCCCCAUCAGAAAUUUUGGCUAUGAAAUGGAGAAAAGAACUUAGUGGAGCAUUUUCAUAUCCACAAAAUGCACUAUAAUCAAAUAUGAAUGGCUUCAGUGGAUUUUAGUAAGCGCAGAGAAGAUUUAUUAAUUACACUUAUGAUUGACAGGGUUACAAUGUACUACCAUUAGAGAUACUGCAUAUUGUUUUUUAUUAGAAGUAAAAACCAAAGUAUGUGAAUGGUAUAGAGUAUGUGCGCAUUCCUAGUUUGUUAGCACAGUAGGUAGCAAAGAACAUGAGUGUUUUUCAAUGUGUGUGAGGUCUGUUGCACAGUAGCAAUGUGACGUUUAUGUGUGAUCUGACUGGUACAGAGCACAGGACUUUAUUCAUUUGAUUGUGUAACAACAUUACAGUCUUAUGAAAUUGUAGGUACUCGCUUGAUAGUGGAUUAGGAAAAAUAUAGCUUAGGGCUUUUUUGGCACGAGUUCAGAAGGAGGAUGGACUAUUGUAAAUAUAUUUUACAAAUUAAAACCUAUAACAAUGAGGGUUAAAGUUUUUGUGUUUUUGUUUUGUUAAGAGUAGGCCCACAUGGAAAAAACACAUUGUUCUACGGGCAAGCAAACAGUUCUUUCUUUCUAGUGAAUACCUGUACAUGAUAGGCAUGAUUUAGUCCAACCACACAGAAUACCAUGCUUAUCUCUGGUAUUUGGUUUCAGUGAAUGAGGGUCGUAACUUCAGUGGGUUGUACCAAUGGUAUUCCAAUACAUAUAGUACACCUGAAUACAGUUGGGAAAUUCCUGACAAAUGUACAGUAGCAAGCGAUAUUAACAUAACUUAUGUUGGCAUUACGCCUUUAGCAGUAUUUUGUCAUGGUGUAUAAAAACCUUCCCAGGCCUCGAAGUCCUCCUAUCUUCAAAGAACUCUGCUCAUGUUUAAAGUUGUUCAGCAGGAAACGUCCAUUAUGAAAACUUUGGUGGGAGUUUUUGUUUCUAUUCUAAAUGGUAAUUUAAAGUAGUGCUGAAAACAUGUUAGCUCAUGCAUAGACAAGUCUUUUUGUUACAUAUGAUAAUAGUGUAAUGUUUAGGUUGGUUAAACAACAAAACAGUUGGGCCACAGAAAUGCGUUGGCUAAGUUGCUGAAACAUGGACAUUGCCAAGUGGUUUAGAAUCUAGACCUUGUGCGUAUUAGCUGAGCCUUAAUUAUUAAUAGCAUACUAUUUCUACUAGUGUUGAUUUUGAACACUUAGGCUUGUGCUCUCUUUCAACCCCUACUUAGUAAAAAACUAGUCAUACAACUUUAGAUAGUAAUCCAUGGGUAUUGCAAACCGAAUCCAAUUAGUGUUUGGAACGUUAGAACCCAAAGCCAGCAGCUUGUUAAACAUUGAUUGAGGGAGAGUGAUAGUGAUAGUGCUGAAAGUGAGUCAUCAGGUGUCACUUGGCCAGCUUUGCUAGCCACAGACCGGCACUGAACCUACAGAUGUACCCUUACAGAAAAACCACAUGAUUUCACGUUAAAUUUCAUGUGAAAACGGGUUUUUGGACCACCACAUGUUUUCACGUGUAGUUUCAUGUAGUCACAUGUUGCUUUCUAUGUUGUCACGUUAUCACAUUAACAUUAGAUCACAUUAAAACGUGUUUUUAGAACACUGUGUGUUCACGUGUGAAAUUCAUCUGUUUUUUUCCCCGUAAGUGUAGGCCUUUGUUGUUCCAGAAGAAAGUGUCUCCCUUCUUACAGUACAAUCCAUGUCAGUAGACUAAAGCAGUCGUUGGCUAAUCUAUUAAUAAGUACGACAAUGACUUGUGCCCUGUUCAUAGCAUAAUGCUUUCUAUUUACAAAUACAUUGUAGAGCAUUGUGAAUUAUAGCUGAUGUUGUUGAAUUAUAUAUUCUUUUCCAGGUUGAGAGUCUACAGUUGGCUAAGGUGUUUAAUGAUUUAAUUAUACAUUUACAAAAG